AAAAAAUAAAAAGCCACUCGGGCUGCUCUUGUGUCGGGGGCGGGGCUCCUCCAAGCUUAAGAUGGACUGGGACAGCUGAUGGACAAAUGUCUCUGUCGGCGAAGGGCAACAAAAAGCUCGAAGAAAUGGACUCGGACAAGAUUUUUCAUCCCAGCCUAUCUGCGGCCCUGAUGAAGUUGGACCCCGAAGACGGCGGCAAGAUGAUGGAAUACUUCCAAACGCACGCCUUGCUGGCCAGAGAGAAAACUCUUCUGCAGGCGUCCGUCCGUGAGCAGAAGAAGCUGCUGGUGGAAAAUGGCAAACUGAAGAAGGACAUUGAGGAGCUGAGGCACGAGCUCCACGACAAACAGAGGAGACGCGUGGCUAAGGUCCUCCUCUCACCCAGCAAGACGCUCAAUUCGCCUGCUUCGCCGGCCGCCGCCGCAUCGCAGACCUCCUCGCUCGACCUGGAUGGGGGACGCAAGGUGCCUCACAGGCAAAGAGGAGACAAGAAAGCUGCUCCUGCAACGCCGCCGCCCACAGUUGACGUGUCCCGCCUGGACCUGAGAGUCGGACGCGUCCUCAACGUUCGCCGCCACCCGCAAGCAACCAAUCUGACGGUUCAAGACGUCGACGUAGGGGAGAAAGCCCCCCGCUCAGUCGUCAGCAAGCGUCGCCCGGACGACCAACAGCCGCUCGUCGGCUCGCUCGCCGUCUUGCUGUGCAACGUGAAGGGCUGCAAAGUGAAGGGCGUGGCUUCGCACGCCCGACUCCUGCGUUGCUUUCAGCCUGACGGCCCGGUUGAGCUGCUGGCCCCGCCCACUGGUUCCGAGCCCGGGGACAGAGUCACUUUCCUCAACCAUCCCGCAGGUGAACCUGACCGGGAGCUGAAGGCCAAGCAGCGGGUGUGGGAUCGUGUCCAGGCCGGCCUCCGGGUGGACGCCCAGGGUGUGGCCACCUACAACGGCUGUGGCUUCCAGGUGGAGGGGAAGGGCCUGUGCAGGGCGCCGUCGCUCACCAACGGCACCAUCCGAUGCACAUAGACACACGUGACCGACGCCGUUUGAUGACAUCGUUUUGCUUUCUCGUCCUUAGUCGUGUGACUUGUGUCCAGUCCGUGUUCUAUUUCGCUGAAAAGCUGAUUUUGGAGGAGUGAUUGUUUGAUUGUAUUUACAUUUGUUUGAUUAUCUAUAGGUUGAUCUACUGUAAUUUUCGGACUAUAAGUCGCACCGGAGUAUAAGUCGCACCAGCCAUAAAAUGCCCAAAAAAGUGAAAAAAAACCAUAUAUAUGUAUACAAGUCGCUCCUGAGUAUAAGUCGCCCCCCCCACCCAAACUAUGAAAAAAAACCGCGACUUAUAGUCCGAAAAUUACGGUAUAUUAAGUAAUGUGAGCUAUAAAAAGGAUGUGAGCUACACUUCUAAAUUUGUCUUCUAGCUUAUCGUUAGUCUAAACUCUGCUCGUAAUCACAAACUAGCUAGCUCGCUAAUGAAGCUAAUCAUCGUCAUCACACACGCAUGCUGACUUGUCUGAGUUCUGCGACAAUAUAUUAAGCUUGAGCUCAUUUUU
Molecule: messenger RNA, 1546 nt
Organism: Syngnathus typhle (broad-nosed pipefish)
Lineage: Eukaryota; Metazoa; Chordata; Actinopteri; Syngnathiformes; Syngnathidae
Product: aminoacyl tRNA synthase complex-interacting multifunctional protein 1-like
Exons: 7
Coding region: 87-1022 (311 amino acids)
Molecular function (GO): tRNA binding
Source: RefSeq, a predicted model, not a curated record